Pocillopora verrucosa is the source of this 6724-nucleotide messenger RNA. The record is from RefSeq and is a predicted model, not a curated record. Lineage: Eukaryota; Metazoa; Cnidaria; Anthozoa; Scleractinia; Pocilloporidae.
GGCGUGCUUCACCGCUCCUACCCCUCCAGUGUAGACAAGUUUUCUUGCAUUUCAAUGAUUAUGACAAUGAAACCAUCGCUUUUUCAAUGCAGAAAUUUACGGAUUUAGACGUUAGAAGUGUGUUUUUGGUGGUAAUGGUUGCACGCUGUGGCAAAAGGGACUGAAAAACUUAUGGUUCGUGGGAACGUUACCGGAGGACAGUUCGACCAUCAAUUUGGCCUUUUGUUUUUGUUAGAUGCUUGAAAUUUAGUUCUGUCACUCGCGUGGGGUAUUUGUUGAGCGAAUCUGAUAAAGUUGGCGAACUUGGCCAGUAAUAUGCUCAAUGGUUUCCCAAGUGGAUGUCUUGAGCGAUCGAGAAAAGGAGAUUUUGUCGAAUUAUGACAGCCGAUUUUACGGAUUUCUACGAAUUCAAGACCCAGUUGGAGAUCCAUCACUGCCUGACCUGAACCACAAAUCGUUAUUGCUCAAGGGUGUAGAUUUUUUCGAGAAAGAAUUGCAACGAGAAGGGAAGUCAGUUCAUCCAUCCACAUUCUGCAGACUGGGACAUAUUCACCUGUUGCUUGACGACUUUCCUAAAGCGCUUUCAGCUUACCAGAGGUUCUUUAACGUCCAACAGGUCGAUUAUUGGAAGGAUGCGACAUUUCUUUAUGGCCUAGGGAUUGUAUAUUUUAACUUCUCAGCAUAUCCCUGGGCAGUAAAGAUCUUUCAACAAGUGCUGUAUAUAGACCCCAGCUUUAAUUGUUCCAAUGAAGUUCAUCUCCGACUGGGAAUCAUAUUUAAAGAACAGGGAAGCUGUGAAGCUAGUAUUAAACAUUUUCAAAUGGCAUUAAUGGAUUCCAGCCCUUGUUCUUUAUCAAAAGUUGAAAUUCGCUUUCAUCUGGGACACCUUUUCGAGAUGCAGAACAAAUGUGAUUUAGCGCAGGAAAUGUAUGAGACUAUCAUAGAGACUCCUAAUACGCCUAAUGCUGUCAGGGCUAAUGCUUACAAACAAUUAGGGUGGAUGUAUUACAACAAAGAACACCUGGGUGACAGAACAUCCAGAAUGGAAAAAGCUGUCCAGUUGUUGCUGAAAGCUAUUGAGACAGAUCCGAACAGUGGUGCUGCAUGGUAUUUAAUUGGAAGGUGUUAUGCCAUGCAAGGAAAAGUUCAUGAUGCUUUCACUUCUUACCGUCAUGCCAUUGACAAGUCAGAGGCAAAUGCUGAUACAUGGUGCUCCAUAGGUGUAUUGUAUCAACAGCAAAAUCAGCCCAUGGAUGCUUUGCAGGCCUAUGUGUGUGCCAUUCAGUUGGACCCAACCCAUGUGGCAGCAUGGACAGACCUAGGUAUUCUAUAUGAAGCCUGUGAACAGUUGAGUGAUGCAAUUGCAUGUUACAGUGCUGCUAGGAAGUAUGGUGCAACCGAUAAUACAAUCGAGGCUCGCGUCAAGGCACUGCAGGCUCAGCUAGCUAUGAUGCCUCAACAAGGAAAAGCACAAAAGAAGAAUAUUCCAUCUGUUGAUGAGGCAUGGCAGUUACCUAUUCCUGCAGAACUUACAACAAGGACAAUACGCAAUGCACAAGUAAAGCUUUUGACUAGUGCUCAGAUGCAAGGUCUACAACAACAACAACUACAGCAAAUGUAUUUACAACAACAACAACAGCAGGUCACAGAACCAAACAAUGUGCAGGCUCAUGAUGCAGUUCCUAUGGAAAAUGCAGUCAUGUAUUCAACGGGUAAAAAUAUGGCAAACCAUGUUUCUUUGCAUGAUGGGAAGGCCGAAAAUCACGAUGAACUUAAUCAAUCUUCUGUUCCUGGUUCAAGCUCACAAGAAAACUGGCCUGAUGCAGUCCAGCCACUGAAUGGACAAAUACUGGUUCCAACAUGCUCUGAAAAUCAAUUUGCUAAAUCUACAGACGGUUUGACACAAACUGUUACAUCUAGCAUCACAACCCAAGGAAUUUCGCUUCCAUUACCUGGGCCGUUCUCGCAGUCAGAGUCACUUUUCACAGAAGCACACAGCGAUUCAGGUGUUUCUGCCAUGGAAACCUCUAUUGCAGGGGAUGAUCCAUUGAUGGCAGUCACUGAACAACAAAAUUCUUUAGCAGGACCUGAUGCAUUGACGACUACUUCUCCUCUAUCAAACUUCGUUUCAACGUCGUCCAAUGCUUCAAUGUUUAACUCAAGUGUUCCUAGUAGUCAAGGAGCAACUCUUCUUCAAGGCGAAUCUGGAACAACAGCAACUUCUGAACAAUCUCUUUCAAGUGGAAUACACUCCACUCUCUUGAGUGAAAUAAAUUGUACUGGUGAUGUGAAGCCAAGCCCGCUAACAGGAACUAGUGAUCCCACACUAAGCAAUGGACCCAUGUCAAUGUACACAGGAUUUCCAAGUUCAGCUGCCGGUGCAGCGAGUGGAAUAUCAACCAUUUCUCCCUUCUCACCUCCAAGUCAUUACGUUAUGUCGCCAACACAAAAAUCGCCCUUUCACACGACCGCAUCUCAACUCUCCCCAAGUCUUACUCAACCUUUGUCUAUCAUCAACCCAAGCUGUUUAUCGCCAAGUUCAGGCCUACAGGGAGGGCAGUCCGCUUUCUCUCCUGCGUCUCUUAUUCCAACGGAUCUCUUAUCUCCAUCAAAACAACUCGCAGUCAUCUCACCUAGCUCAUCAUCCAAGUCACCGUUCAACCUCAGUUCAGGGGGCGAUAAUUUGGCUAUUCCUAAAUUGAACUUGCUGUGUGAUUCCAAUGCGUUACCACACCCUCCAGAUACUCCACUUCCUCCUCUUCCUACAGACAAGUUGUCACCACAGACACCAAGUAUUUAUGUUGAAAACAAGAAGGAUGCAUUUUCACCAGCACUUCAAAACUUGGUGCUAAGUAAUUCCAAUCCCAUCCUAGUGAUCAGAGGGCUAGCAGCAGCACUUAGAUUAGAUCUUAGUUUGUUUUCAACCAAGACUCUUGUUGAAACAAAUGGCGAACACCAAGUAGAAGUGAGGACACAGAGACUUCAAGCGUCAGAUGAAAACUGGGAUGCUGCUGGUGAAAAGAAAGUCUGGUUGUGCGAGAGCAGCAGGUCGUAUACAACCAUUGCAAAGUAUGCCCAAUAUCAGGCGAACUCAUUUCAAGAGUCUUUGAAGGAAGAGCAGGAUAGACAAGCGGGCAUCAAAGAACCAUCGCAAUCAGACAGCGAUUCAUCGUCAAGCUCCAAGAAUGGCAGGAAGGGCAAAGGAAAGAAGUUCAAGUGGAUUAAAUUUGGAACUAAUGUUGAUCUUUCUGAUGAGAGAAAAUGGAAAACGCAACUACAGGAACUUACUAAACUUCCACCAUUUGCCAAGGUGGUGAGUCCGGGCAACAUGUUAAGCCAUAUUGGUCACACAAUCCUCGGCAUGAACUCAGUGCAAUUGUACAUGAAGAUACCAGGAUGUAGGACACCAGGUCAUCAAGAAAACAAUAACUUCUAUGCGAUAAAUAUUAACAUUGGACCGGGAGACUCAGAAUGGUUUGCAACUCCAACAGAAUAUUGGGGUGUUUUACACAACUUGUGUGAAAAGAAUAAUGUCAAUUUUCUAACAGGCUCCUGGUGGCCCAUUCUUGAGGAACUUUACGAGGAGCGUGUGCCAGUGUACAGAUUUAUUCAAAGGCCUGGUGACCUAGUCUGGCUCAGUCCUGGGGUAGUACAUUGGGUACAGUCGUCGGGUUGGUGUAACAAUAUUGCCUGGAAUGUCGGUCCUCUUACAGAGGACAUGUACACAGCAGCUAUAGAAAGAUAUGAAUGGAACAAACUACAAGGUGAGAAGUCCAUUGUGGCCAUGCUACACUUGUCGUGGAACCUCGCAAGAAAUGUGAAAGUCACCGAAAGGAAGUUGUUUGAACAUAUUAGAGUUGUGCUGGCCAGGUCACUCAAGUAUUGUCAGAUUACUGUGGAGAAACUAAAGCAUGCUGGGAUUGAGGUGAUGUGGCAUGGGAAAAAACACAAUGAAGGAUCUCAUUACUGUUUUCAGUGCGAGGUGGAGGUUUUCAAUAUUCUGUUUGUCACAGACAACAAGAAACACGUCGUGUAUUGUCAAGAUUGCGCCAGAAAGACCAGCAGUAAUCUUGCUGGAUUUAUAGUCCUCAAUCAGUACACGCUUGAGGAGCUGACUGAAGUGUAUAAUAAUUUUAAAUUACAUGCGGUGACUCCCCGAGCUGUGGAAGCCGUACUAGCCCAGAAUCCCUCGCAGCCUUUAGGCGUGGUCGCCCAGGGUGUGAGCAAUUUAGCGUAGUUAACAUUUUUUGAUACUGUUGCGUUUUCUGUUUUUGUACAAAAGAGAGGUAUAUUUUCUAUAAUGAACAAAGCGUUAAAUUCAAGCAACGAUCGAAUUCUCAUGCGAGCUGUAUGAUAUUUAAUUUAGGUAAUGGAAGAUUAUAUUUGAAUUUUUCUGCCGGCGUAGCGCCGCGUCAAGUACAACGUAGUCUGAAAAUUCAGCAUUUUCCUCUCUCCGUUGACAAUGAUACUUUCCACUUCAAUUCGAUUCUCAUCGAAAUAUCUCAGAGGUUUAAUAUAACAUUUUUUCUUUUGUGUAUUUUGCCCUUUCUCUUGUUAAGUUCGAUGAUGCGUCAUCAGCUCAGACUGUUGCGUGACCAUCCAAGACAUUUUUGGAGGUCACGCAAAAAUCGUUUUCGUCACGUUAUGAACACGUUGCACGACUGCGUCAAGAAUCGCUCGUUUUUCUAAGUUAAGUAUUAUUGUUUUUUUUUUUUUAAUUCAGUCUUACCUAAUCUUUCUCUAUUUGAUUCAUUUUUUUUUAUCAAAUACCUGGAAAGAAAUUUUUUACACUUAUUGCAUGAGAUUUCAAAAAAUCUUGGGAACAACUAAUUAUUAAAAUUAUAAUCCGACUUCAAUUUUGGGAGUGAGAAUAUUCACCCCACUUCCCUUCCUUACCUUUUCGCCUGUAAAUUGUAUUUUUGGCCGGGCUUAAAUAAGCCACCAUCCGUUGAAACUAUCAUGAAUCGCGAGGAUAAUUUUAGCGGUACUCUGCUCGUCUUGUUAUACACAACAAUCUCGUCUGUAAAUACUUGCCGUAUUGUAAACGCUGUCUUUGAUAUUGCAGUGUAAUUCUUCGUCAAUUUGUUUGCAGCAGGCUAAGAAACAGCAUCAUCGUACUUUGCAUAACUGGGUUUCUCUUUUCACUGGGACAAAAUAAACUGGUUAACCCUUUAAUUCGCUGUGAUCAGAAUGUCAAUUCCUCUUAAGUUUUUCCAUACACUGUCAAGCAGAUAGCUUCUGUGAGCUGAGAAAGUUAUCGGUAAAAUUUCCGCACAACCCCAUACUACAUUAUGCAUUCAGUUCUUGAAUAGAGAAAACAAUGACAAAAACAAUACAUUGCCAUUGGGAAAACAGAUUUGUUUUACAAUAGUAUGGGGCUGUACGGAAACUUUACCAAGUUAUCAGCUCAGGGAGACUGAUUGGAUGUAACACCAAAUUCUCGAGAGUAAUCAACUAAGAAAGAUACGGGAAUCACCAAGGAGAAUUUAGUUAUCGAUCACGGGAGUGAGAGGGUUAAUGUUACCUACUUACAAGUUCACGAUCCCGCAGCGCAGCAUUUAAAUAUUUAAAUUUAAUUUCCAACGCUAAUUUAAGUAAAAAUAGUUGGAGUGUAACAAGAGUGAUAGUUUUAUGACACAGCAACGCGUUGUGGUCUGUUGAAUUGGAAGCACUGCUUUGAACAGUGAAACGAUUAUUUGUAAAUUGUUUUAUAGAAUCAACCGUUUUUUGCCUAGUAGCGCGCUUUUGCGGCGCACAAUCGCUAUGGCCUUUUCGCUGGCUAGAAACACAGCACCCAACCGCCAUAAAACCGCAUCACUCUUCAUUCACAAUUCAGGUUCAUUUCUUUAGCACAAAUGGAGAUGGAGAUCCGUUUCCCUGUUAGUUUAUCAUUAGCUUAGGUGAGAAAAUACUGUUCCUAGUUAUAACUUAAAACCAUAAGUUUUGUUUGUCGUUCUUACCACACGUUAACGCACUUUUUAUUCAGUGAAUAUUCGUUCUGUAUCUCUGGUUAAUAUGCGUCUACACUUUUUAAGUCAUCUUUGUUAAACGUUGUUAAUUUGGCAGCAUUCACAUAUGUUUCCCAACGCUCACCGGAAUUUGUGAUGUUAAAUUAAUGUAAAUUUUUGUCUUGCAAUUUCAUGUUCCCUUUCCUGACCUCGUCAAAAGAAUUUUAGCUGAUGGACGCUGGGAAUGAUAGGCACUGCUAAUGAUGAGGAAUUUUUGUUUGGCUUUUGUUACGUGUGAGUGUUUCUUCUUUCACUCCCAAAGGCCUUUACUAGUAGUUUAGUUUUGGAUAAGGUUUUGUAAGAGUGCCACACGAUUGUCCAUUGAACACUUGGUACGUUGCCUUUUCACCUUAUCGUGUACAACCACAUAGAGUGUCACGGCAGUAGUGCGUAAAAAUGCAAACGAAUCGACGGAGAUUCAUUUACAGAGGUCAAUUAGUCAGCCCUCGUCAAAUUGCCACAGAAAUGUUGUGGUUGAAUGUUAAACCAUCGUGGAUUUGAUUUGCUCAUUUGGUGGAAUACUUUGGGAGUGGAAGGACUUAGGAGAGGUUCUAUAGUGUUGAGCAUUUUUGUGUAAUUGAAGAUUCGGUUUAAACUGAAUGUGUGUAAUUCGCUUUUAGAUGACAUGUUUUUCCCGGUUGUUAAAUCAAUCAAAUGCCUUGCGCUGUGAUAUAUUGCCACACUGUGGCGCUGAAUAAAGAUAUUUAUUUCCGUUA